Capra hircus (goat) is the source of this 1712-nucleotide messenger RNA. It is a transcript of the gene SGTB, whose product is annotated as small glutamine rich tetratricopeptide repeat containing beta. Gene Ontology annotation, biological process: post-translational protein targeting to endoplasmic reticulum membrane. The record is from RefSeq and is a predicted model, not a curated record. NCBI's taxonomy places the organism in Eukaryota, Metazoa, Chordata, Mammalia, Artiodactyla, Bovidae. The transcript is spliced from 11 exons. Gene Ontology annotation, molecular function: molecular adaptor activity; protein binding. Gene Ontology annotation, cellular component: TRC complex; membrane. Bases 211 to 1125 code for a protein of 304 amino acids.
GGCCCGGAGCCAAGCGCAGCGAGGAGUGGGCUGAGGGGCGGCGGCGGUCUGGGAGCCGGGGAAGUUUGGGCCACCUCUGGCUGCGGUGCUGCGCUCCCGAGCCAGGCUGAAGCCCGGAGAACCAGGGGGCAAGUGGACACACUUACGGACGCUCUCGGGCCGCUGCCACCGUUUCGCAUCCUCUUCCCUGGAAAAGUUUAAGCUUUGAACAUGUCAUCCAUCAAGCAUCUCGUUUAUGCAGUUAUUCGUUUCUUACGGGAACAAAGUCAGAUGGAUGCUUAUACCUCAGAUGAGCAAGAAAGUUUGGAAGUUGCAAUUCAGUGCUUGGAGACAGUUUUUAAAAUCAGCGCAGAAGAUACACAUCUAGCAGUUUCACAGCCUUUGACAGAAAUGUUCACAAAUUCCUUCUGUAAGAAUGACAUUCUGCCUCUCUCAAACUCAGUGCCUGAAGAUAUGGGAAAAGCUGACCAAUUAAAAGAUGAAGGCAAUAAUCACAUGAAAGAAGAAAAUUAUGCUGCUGCAGUGGAUUGUUACACACAGGCGAUAGAAUUGGAUUCAAAUAAUGCAGUUUAUUAUUGUAACAGGGCUGCUGCUCAGAGUAAAUUAGGUCACUACACAGAUGCAAUAAAGGAUUGUGAAAAAGCAAUAGCGAUUGAUUCAAAGUACAGCAAGGCCUAUGGGAGAAUGGGGCUGGCCCUCACUGCCAUGAAUAAAUUUCAAGAAGCAGUUACAAGUUAUCAGAAGGCAUUAGAUCUUGACCCUGAAAAUGAUUCCUAUAAAUCAAAUCUGAAAAUAGCAGAACAGAAGUUAAGAGAGGUAUCUAGUCCUACAGGAACUGGACUGAGCUUUGACAUGGCUAGCUUAAUAAAUAAUCCAGCCUUCAUUAGUAUGGCAGCAAGUUUAAUGCAGAAUCCUCAAGUUCAACAGCUAAUGUCAGGAAUGAUGACAAAUGCUAUUGGGGGGCCUGCUGCUGGUGUUGGGGGCCUAACUGACCUGUCUAGCCUCAUUCAAGCGGGACAGCAGUUUGCUCAGCAGAUACAGCAGCAGAAUCCUGAACUCAUAGAGCAACUUAGAAAUCACAUCCGGAGCAGGUCAUUCAGCAGCAGUGCUGAAGAACAUUCCUGACUUGACUGGGGCCCCUCACCCAGAAUGCAGUUGGUGAUGGCUCUCAAGUGUCUGCUGUAGAUAGUGACCAAAACAAAAACAAAUCUAAAAUAUAAAUCUGUCUAGACAAUAGGUUUAUCACAAACAGAUAACAUAACAUGAUUAUGUUAUGUUGACUUGACCAUAACAUGAUUCCUUUGUAAGCAGGUGAUCAGUAGCUUUGUUAAGUGCCAGUAUAGCACUUAACUGGACAUGGUUCCAUUUUCAAAUCUUCAUUGUAUUUGUAUACUAGACUUAAUAGCAGAGUAUAUUUAUUGAACAGUAGGACUGUUUACUGGUUGAGUUCUCUAGCACCAAAUUCCCAUAAGCAAACUUUUUUGAAAGGGGAGAUAACCAAGAGGAAAGGAUUCUCAUGCUGAUUUAGGAGAAAUAUACUUGCCACUGAGUAGCAUCUUUGGAGAGAAGAAAUUCGUUACUGGGUUUAGCUUUGAUAGUGCUAUCAGUAGUGAAGAUAUGACAGGGGCCAGUACUGUCUUUAAUGGUGCUUAUUUUGUCGGGUGACAGAAAUCUUAAGAGCUGGUGGAAAGCAGUAUUCGGUGUUGUUUAGA